Molecule: messenger RNA, 1565 nt
Organism: Helianthus annuus (common sunflower)
Lineage: Eukaryota; Viridiplantae; Streptophyta; Magnoliopsida; Asterales; Asteraceae
Product: malonyl-coenzyme A:anthocyanin 3-O-glucoside-6''-O-malonyltransferase
Exons: 1
Coding region: 32-1438 (468 amino acids)
Source: RefSeq, a predicted model, not a curated record
ACAAUUUGUGUUCUCCAGAAACAAAAUACAAAUGUCUACCGAGGGGGACUUGACCAUUCUUGAAAAAUGCCGAAUUUCACCACCGCCCCACACCGUAGGCGAAAGAUCACUGCCACUCACUUCCUUCGAUUUGCCAUGGUUACUCUUCCACGCAGCUGUUCACCAGCUUUUCUUUUAUGAUUUCCCACAUUCCAAAUCCCAUUUCAUCCAGACAAUUGUUCCAAACCUCAAACACUCGUUGUCCAUAACUCUUCAACACUUCUUUCCAUUUGCAGGCAACAUGAUCAUCUUUCCUAGCGAAAAUCAUUCGGGUGUCACUCAAAAACCCGAAAUCCUUCAUGUCGAUGGCGAUGCAGUCGCGCUUACGUUUGCUGAGUGUAGCCUUGAUUUCCAUGAUCUCAAAGGAAAUCAUCCUAGAGAUUGUAACAAGUUUCACCCUUUGGUGCCUCAACUUGAAAGCGCAUUUAAAGUAUCCGACAUUGUGAAAAUCCCAGUGUUUUCGAUUCAAGUAACGAUAUUCCCUAAUUCCGGAAUUACCAUCGGGCUCUCAAAUCAUCACUCACUUUGUGAUGCAAGAACACGAUAUAAUUUCUUGAUGGGGUGGACAUCGAUUGCUAAACACGGCAGUGAUGAGCUAUUCUUAGCUAGUGGAUCGUUGCCAUUUUACGAUAGAGUGAUCAACUACCCUGAUUCCUUAGAUGAAAUGCUUUUAAGUUUACCACCCAUUCGAAAUAUUGAUGAAAACUACAAGGUGCAGCAGCUUGUUCCCCAGCCCGAUAAAGUUCGAUCAACAAUUGUCUUGACCCGCUCACAAAUCACUUGGCUAAAGAAAUGGCUGUUGGUUCAACUUCCGACACUAAAGUAUGUCUCUUCGUUUGUUGUAGGAUGUGGUUUUGUAUGGAGUUGUAUAGCCAAAUCGCGUAUCCUCAUUGAAGGAAAAAAAGGUGAGUAUGAGGUCGAACGGUUUGCGUGUAUGGCUGAUUGGAGGAGUCGUUUGGAACCCCCGGUUCCCCCAACUUAUUUUGGCAAUUGUACAGGGUUAUGUAUGGCUAUAACAAAAACCACUUUAAUAACAGGGAGCAAUGGGUUUCCAACCGCGGUUGAUGUACUAGGAACCGCUAUAAUGCAAGCCGUAAACAACAAGGAAGGGUUCUUUGAAGAUAUGGAGAGAUCAUUGGAGAAGGGACUUAAGCAAGCUCCAACGAUUGGUGUUGCAGGAACACCAAAACUCAAUGUUUACGAGGUUGAUUUUGGGUGGGGGAGGCCCAAAAAGUAUGAGACUGUAUCGUUAGAUUUCAGUGAUGCGAUAUCUGUUAACGCAAGCGAAGAAGCAUCAGAUGAUCUUGAAAUUGGUUUGUGUCUUCCUGGUAAACAAAUGGAUGCUUUUAUAACCAUAUACAAAAACGAAUUAGAGAGCAUGCUUUCUGAUCAAUUCUAAUGUUUCAGUCUGUAAUAGUAUUUGUUGUUAACGAGUUAAUGUCAGCCCGCGCGUUGCAGCGGGAUGAUGAUUGUGAAUGUAUUUAACGUCACUAUGUAAGAAGCGAGAAUUUUUUAUUUGAUGUAAA